UGCCCUUCUUGUCCAGCGACGACCUUGACGACUGCAACGACGAAUCAUAGCUAGACGACAAAGAUUGGCAACGGGCACCCGCCAUGAAGGUGCUUGAAAGUGCUCAGGCUCUUGUAUCGACUUUGUUCCGCUUGGUUGCCUACAUCUUCCUCCAAGUAAUACCACAUCAUCUGGGGAAGACGUCUUUGCCGCCUCUCUAUCUGCUCUAUCUUCUCCUGGCCUUUAUCCAGCCACCCGUGGACCUAGUUCCACCUAAGGCUACGUUAACGAAGCACACUAAUGGAAAUGGAGAAUCGCACGAGACAGACAAAGACGAGAAGGUAUUUAAAGAUACCACCCCAACUCGAACAAUCCCUUCCUCAGAUCGUGCGCCCAGCUACGGACCCCUCUCUGUCCUUCUCCUCACCCUACCUACUCGCUCGCGCGCACUCCGCGUAGCAAAUCUUGCCAUCAACACGCUCAUCUUUGCCGCGGCCGUCGAGUUCGUUGCAUAUCCCUUCUUCGACGAUGCCGCGGACGUGGUCUACACCCGCAUCGGCGCGAUGUACCCGGAUGCGACCAAGCUAGUCGUCCGCUACCCGGGCGACAGUGCGGCGCACCGCGAGGUCCGUGUCCUUUGGAGACAAGCAGAUGCUGCCGACUCCUGGAACAACGGGCCCGUGGCCAAUCUGACAUCGGAGAGCGACUGGGUCGCUACCGUGAGGCUGGACGGCCUCUGGCCGAGCACCUCGUACGAAUACCAGUUCCAAGACACAAACGGAACCCUGCUGCCAUACCCCUCCAGGCCGAUCCGCUUUCGCACCUUCCCCGACCCUCAGCUAAACAGCGGAUCCUACUUCCGCUUCCUCGCUUCCUCGUGUCUCACGCCGAACUUUCCCUACUUGCCCCUGCAGGGGCGCAGGAUCAAGGGCUUCGACCUCGUCGCGGAGCAUAUCUGGCCAGCUGAGAAACAAUCGGUGCCAUUGCCAGAAGUUACGUCUGUCAAUCCCGCCCCUCCCGCAGCCGACGAGUCGUCCUCUACAUCAGCAAGUGUGUCGACAGUACCCGAGAGUGCAUCAUCUUCCGCAAAUGAGUUUGCGACAACACCGGUUUCUCGUGCAUCAUCAGUAACCAAGGCCCCUACGGAAUUCAUGAUUUUCUUGGGAGACUUCAUCUAUGCGGACGUCCCGAUAUACUAUGGCGAUGACAAAGAGACAUAUCGCCGCCUGUACCGCCGCAACUACCAGAGUGACAGCUUUAGGAAGGUUUAUGAACGACUACCCUUCUUCCACGCAUACGACGACCAUGAGAUUAUCAACAAUUACGCAGGAAACUCCAACGACUCCGCGCCUCCCUUCGCGAAUGCGAAUGAAGCAUUCCAGUUGUACAACGCUCAAGCCAACUACGACUCUCCAGUGGAGGGUCAGCAUUACUAUGAGUUCCGGCACGGCGACACUGCUUUCUUUGUGAUGGACACUCGCCGCUAUCGCUCCGUCGUUGAGGAGACAGAUGAGGCCAGUCGCACCAUGCUUGGCGAGAAGCAGCUGGCAACGCUGUACGAUUGGCUGGGCAGAGUCAACAACACUGCUACGUUCAAGUUCAUCGUGUCUUCGGUCCCGUUCACGUCCCUAUGGACGUACGAGGCGUUGACCGACUCGUGGGCCGCGUUCACGCACGAGAAGGCCGCCCUGCUCCGUGCGCUGCACACCGUGCCGAACGUGAUCGUCCUGUCCGGCGAUAGGCACGAGUUCGCCGCGAUCGAGUUCACGGGCGAGGCCGCGGCGCAUACUGUCCUCGAGAUCUCAACGAGUCCGCUGAGCAUGUUCUACGUGCCGAUCGUGCGCACGUUGAACAUGGCGAGCGUGGACACAGUCAACAGGACGACACAGGUGGUGCAGCAGGGCGAGAAUGGGACGGUGGAGGUGACUGAGGUCGUGGAGCAAGUGCCGCAGGAGCGUGUGCUGAGAUAUAUUGCCGACGGGAACUAUAAGUGGUCGUCCAUUGAGGUUGAUACACGCGACCAGGACCAUCCUGUCGUGAACGUUGACAUCAUGAUCAAUGGAGCAUGCGCCUACAACUUGACAGUCCACGGACAGCCAGUCAAACUGCGUUCCGCUACGGCACUCGGGGCGUAUGUACCGCAAAGCUUCAAGGGGGUACUAGAUAAGUUCGGGUUGAAACCGAGUCGGUGGUUCUAAACCAAUUGUUUUUCAAAGUUUGUAGCACAUAUGCUGUAAUGCUAAUCUAGAGACUGUAACAUCUCACAAUCACGACCCAUUGAUUGUUUCUGUGGAAAA
Molecule: messenger RNA, 2276 nt
Organism: Postia placenta MAD-698-R-SB12
Lineage: Eukaryota; Fungi; Basidiomycota; Agaricomycetes; Polyporales; Adustoporiaceae
Exons: 9
Coding region: 84-2177 (697 amino acids)
Source: RefSeq, a predicted model, not a curated record